AUGCCGCCCCAACGCUGCCUCUUCUCGCCCUCGCGAGCCCUGCGCUCCGUCUUCAUGCGACCGCUCCCAUCAGGGACGAGUCCCGCUACCACGAUCACCGCGACCACCCGCCUGCCCAUCUACCUGCUCUCGCCCCGGCUCUUCAGCAGCUCCAGCCCACAGCUCCUCGUACGCCGGCGGUUCAAACCCUCCACGGCCGCCACCAAGGCCCCCGUCUCGCGCCUGCCCUCGGACAACGCCAUACCCUACAAAUGGGUCCGCAUCGCGGGCUGCCAGGACCACGGCCUGGAGCCCGAGAACCCGGACUCGAACUCCGACUUGUCGGCCCCCCAGCGCACCGCCGACAUACUGAAGGGGCUGGACCGGCAGAAGUACACGCUCGUCAUGGUGGCGCUGCCGUCGUUGCGAAUCAAGAAGAAAGAGGUCAGAAGGGGUGAACAAAAAGAAGGCGAGGAAGAGGAGGAGGUGGAAGAGGAGGAGGAGGAAGAAGAGGAGGAAGAGGAAGAGGAAGAGACGCUAGAGACCCUGGCCGAGAAGGAGAAGAAGAACUCCCCCGUGUGCCGGAUCAUCGACAAGCACGCGCACGCCAAGGCGGCCGACGAGAAGGAGAAGGCGGCGCGCCGCAAGGAGCUCAACCGCAAGGAGCUCGAGCUCAACUGGGCCAUCGCCCCCAACGACCUGCAGCACCGCCUUAAGCAGUUCUGCCGGUUCCUGGCCGAGGGCAAGCGCGUCGAGCUGCUGCUCGCCAAGAAGCGCCAGGGCCGGAAGGCCACCCCCGACGAGGGGGAGGCCCUGCUCGCCGCCCUGAGGGAGGCCGCCGAGCAGGAGGGCGCCAAGGAGGUCAAGAUGGAGGGCAAGUUCCCCGGCGUCGUGAACCUGGUCUUCGAGGGCAAGAGCAGUGGUGCUUCGGGGGACGAAGGGACGGCCGAGCGAAGGUCGGAUGAACCGAAAUUACAAGAAUGGCAAGAAAUGCCAGCCCUUGGCAAAGUUCAUCGUGUGCUCAUUACAUUGUGA
Truncatella angustata is the source of this 1014-nucleotide messenger RNA. RefSeq lists its product as uncharacterized. NCBI's taxonomy places the organism in Eukaryota, Fungi, Ascomycota, Sordariomycetes, Amphisphaeriales, Sporocadaceae. Gene Ontology annotation, molecular function: translation initiation factor activity; ribosome binding. The transcript is spliced from 2 exons. Gene Ontology annotation, cellular component: mitochondrion. The coding region runs from base 1 to 1014 and encodes 337 amino acids. The record is from RefSeq and is a predicted model, not a curated record. Gene Ontology annotation, biological process: ribosome disassembly; mitochondrial translational initiation.